Molecule: messenger RNA, 1677 nt
Organism: Microtus oregoni (creeping vole)
Lineage: Eukaryota; Metazoa; Chordata; Mammalia; Rodentia; Cricetidae
Product: plastin-3-like
Exons: 14
Coding region: 1-1677 (558 amino acids)
Biological process (GO): actin filament bundle assembly; actin filament network formation
Cellular component (GO): actin filament; actin filament bundle; cytoplasm
Molecular function (GO): actin filament binding
Source: RefSeq, a predicted model, not a curated record
AUGCUGAAAGGGUGGAGCAUUUUUCAUUUUCCAGCUAGAAACUUGAACUUGGCACUGAACUCCGCUUCUGCCAUUGGGUGUCACGUUGUGAACAUUGGUGCAGAAGAUUUGCGGGCGGGGAAACCUCAUCUGGUUUUGGGACUGCUCUGGCAGAUUAUUAAGAUUGGCUUGUUCGCUGACAUUGAAUUAAGCAGGAAUGAAGCUCUGGCGGCUUUGCUUCGAGAUGGUGAGACUUUGGAGGAGCUUAUGAAAUUGUCUCCAGAAGAGCUUCUGCUGAGAUGGGCCAACUUUCAUCUGGAAAACUCAGGCUGGCAAAAGAUCAACAACUUCAGUGCUGACAUCAAGCUUCUUGACUUCAGUAAUUCAGUGAAGGACUCCAAAGCCUAUUUCCAUCUGCUCAACCAAAUUGCACCAAAAGGACAAAAGGAAGGUGAACCACGGAUAGAUAUCAACAUGUCAGGUUUCAAUGAAACAGAUGACUUGAAGAGAGCGGAAAGUAUGCUUCAACAAGCAGAUAAAUUGGGUUGCAGACAGUUCGUUACCCCUGCUGAUGUUGUCAGCGGAAACCCCAAACUGAACUUAGCUUUUGUAGCUAACCUCUUUAAUAAAUACCCAGCGCUUACUAAGCCUGAAAAUCAGGACAUUGACUGGACUCUACUAGAAGGAGAAACUCGUGAAGAAAGAACUUUUCGUAACUGGAUGAACUUUCUUGGUGUUAAUCCUCAUGUAAACCAUCUCUAUGCUGACCUGCAAGAUGCCCUGGUCAUCUUACAGCUUUAUGAACGAAUUAAAGUUCCUGUGGACUGGAGUAAAGUUAACAAGCCUCCAUACCCAAAGCUGGGAGCCAACAUGAAAAAGUUAGAAAACUGCAACUACGCAGUUGAAUUAGGGAAGCAUCCAGCUAAAUUCUCCCUGGUUGGCAUUGGAGGACAAGACUUGAAUGAUGGGAACCCAACUUUAACCUUGGCUUUAGUCUGGCAGCUGAUGAGAAGAUACACCCUUAAUGUUCUGGAAGAUCUUGGAGAAGGUCAGAAAGCGAAUGAUGACAUCAUUGUAAACUGGGUGAACCGAACACUGAGUGAAGCUGGAAAGUCAACUUCCAUUCAGAGUUUUAAGGACAAGACGAUCAGCUCCAGUUUGGCAGUUGUGGAUUUAAUUGAUGCCAUCCAGCCAGGCUGCAUUAAUUAUGACCUUGUUAAGAGCGGGAAUCUUACUGAAGAUUUCAAGCACAAUAAUGCCAAGUAUGCCGUGUCAAUGGCUAGAAGGAUCGGAGCCAGAGUGUAUGCUCUCCCUGAAGACCUUGUGGAAGUAAAACCCAAGAUGGUCAUGACCGUGUUUGCAUGUUUGAUGGGCAGGGGGAUGAAGAGAGUACUUAGUGCCUUGUUCCUAACACCCUCCUGCUUUCAUCGGCCCACUGCUGAGAUUACAGUCCACGAAUUGGAAUUUGAUUCUGAGGCUCCUCCCCGGUGGUCCAGAUUGGCAUGCAGUGGUUGCAAUGGCCUGCAGGCCUGCAAGCAGAGCUCCCCUGGAACCAAAGGCAGAGCCUUCAUGGGCUGGCCUAAGCACAAAGCCCAGUGUGGCGGAGAAGCCUUUGAGGUCCAUGAAGCCCAUCUCUGCACAGAACUCCUCCACCCCCUCAGGGUCCACAGGCCCUUGGAUCCCUUGCAGCAGGCCUAG